This is a messenger RNA of Microthlaspi erraticum, 558 nucleotides long. The record is from the annotation of a GenBank genome assembly. Lineage: Eukaryota; Viridiplantae; Streptophyta; Magnoliopsida; Brassicales; Brassicaceae.
AUGGCAGAGAAGCUAGGCAUUGCUGUAGCUUUGCAGCGCCCUACUACUUCAAUCAUGUUUAGAGAUGCAACUUCUAAGUCUCCUCUUGGUGUGUUCAAGAACUAUCACUUGAAAAUUGGAGAAUGCAUCAUCCAAACUGAUCUUACUGUCAUGGAGAUGGAAGAAGAGAAGGAUCUACCUCUGUUAUUGGGAACCCCAUUCCUUAGCAUAGUUGGUGCUUCAAUAGAAUUUCACAAGCAAGAGGUGAUUCUUCACAAGGUGAAUAGUUUGGUGUCAUAUCGCUUGCAGCCUAGAGGUUCAGACUUUUGUGCCACAAUUGACAGUACCACCCUCAGUUCUAAGACUCUUGAAGCUACAAAGAUUGUGAAGGAAAGAGUUGACAAAGAACCAGAGUUGGGAAGGAUAAGGUUGAUAGAGGACCACGGACUGAGAAGCCACGUCUUGAGAGGGCUAGAGUUGAUAAACCACGUCCUGAUAAGCCACGAGCUGAUAGACUUGUUCAUGCCCCUUGUGUGCUUGAUGAAGAGAGCCUUCAAGCUUUGUUUGAUGAGCCACUAG